CUAAGGAUCCUUCCCUCCCAGCUCUUGCAAACUCCGAACUCGUCGCCUGCUGAUCCUCUUUCACCACAGGUUCACAGCGGAGGCAGCAGUGAGGUGUCCGAUUUGGACACGUGAGACCUGCGGUCCCCCGACUUGGGGAGCCUCUUUCCUCCCCUUGCAGGUAUGAAGACACCUCACAAAAAGGCAACUGCAAGGCAGCAAACCAGGGAAAUUGUUGAUGACCACACCUUGUCUGCAAGUAUGAGGAAGAAAAAGAUUUCUCAAAAGAAACAGAGGGGCAGACCUUCCUCCCAGACCCGCAGGAACAUCGUGGGCUGCAGAAUUUCACAUGGAUGGAAGGAAGGUGAUGAGCCCAUCACCCAGUGGAAAGGAACCGUUCUGGAUCAGGUGCCUAUAAAUCCCUCUCUUUAUCUGGUGAAAUAUGAUGGAAUUGACUGUGUCUAUGGACUGGAACUUCACAGAGAUAAAAGGAUUUUAAAGCUUAAAAUCCUUCCUGAUAAAGUGCCAUUUUCUCGAGUCAGAGAUGUGCACCUUGCAAAUACCAUAAUUGGUAAAGCUGUGGAACAUAUGUUUGAGGGUGAACAUGGUUCUAAGGAUGGAUGGAGGGGGAUGGUCUUAGCUCAAGCACCCAUCAUGAAAGCCUGGUUUUAUAUUACCUAUGAGAAAGAUCCUGUUUUGUACAUGUACCAGCUUUUAGAUGAUUAUAAAGAAGGUGACCUCCAUAUCAUGCCAGAGUCGAGUAAGUCUUCUCCAAAAGAGAGAGAGCCAGAAGGAGUUAUAGAUGGCCUCAUAGGUAAACAUGUAGAAUAUACCAAAGAAGAUGGCUCCAAAAGGACAGGCAAAGUCAUUCACCAAGUUAAAGCCAAACCUUCUGUGUACUUCAUCAAGUUUGAUGAUGAUUUCCAUAUCUAUGUCUAUGAUUUGGUGAAAAAGUCUUAAUGGUUAGGGUAAACAUUGUCAUGUGUAUGUAGGCAAAUAUAUGAUUUGGAGAAACACAAAAUAUGUUGCUUUUCAGUGUACUGAAAGUAUAGGGGUCCCUAAUAACCCAUCAUCAUUGCCAGCAAAACUGUUGUUUUGUUCUGAAAAAUAUAAGUUUAUGUAGCUAUGACAUGCUGUGUGUAAGGAAUUUGUCAUGGUGAAAAGGUUGGGUGUGUUUGGUUGAGAGGACAUGAAAGGAAGGAACAAGUGUAAAUUCAGGCUGUGAAUAAAGUUCAGCUAGUAUCAUAAUCAGUCAUCUAAAAAUGGAACAGGACUUAUCUGGUCUGGUCUAAGGAGAGGAGAGGAGAAGGAAUUAGAGAUGGAUUGUGGGGGAAAGGAAGAGAGAUGGCUGCUUAAGAAAGGAUAUGGGAAGAGGUCAGAAAUGGAGAGGCUUCUAGGGGCAGGGAUAACCUAAGAAGGGGAGGCAGCCAACUGGGGGGCAUUGAAGAAUAGCAGAGAGUGAAAUCUUGGGGUUGAGAGGAAACCAGGAUAAAUUGAGUAAAGAGGGACACAAAUACAUUUAGAAGAAGUUCAGGGCAAGGGAGACAAAGAUAAAGUUGGCAGAGAUCUGAGGAGAAGCUAAAAGGAUACUUUAGAAGGGGAGGAACACUAAGGAAGGAGAAUUCUCCUCCUUCCACAGAGGGAGUGAAAAUAGAGAAAAUGGCAUGAGGUGUGGGGUCCAUGAGAGAUUGGAAGACCCAAGAAAAAUAGCACUUCUGGCAGUAUCCAAGUUGCCCUCCUUAGCUCUGUGCACAAAGAAGUGGCAACAAAGAAACCAGAUGGAUUGGAGCUUCUCUAGAGGGAAAUUUUGACAGAAAUGUCUCAGGAUUUAAGCAGGAGCCAAGUUUAUACAUAAAAGACUUUUAUUAUAUCAGGGAGUUCAUGCCACACCUGCUGAGCAGAGCCCAGCCCUCAGCCUAAACACACUAGCAUGGUGCUCCAUAGCAGGGGGCUGUAGGCAGUUACCUCGUAUUUUCCAGAAGACCCAGGGGCAGUAAAUCUCAGACCUGAAGUUCUUGGUUCACUUGCUCUACACUGAAUAAAUGAUUUUUGGGGGAACGAGUCAGUGGAGUUCUCAGAACUUAAGAGAUGUGCCACCUUGCAUUUGGAAGGCAUUUUAUCCAGAAAAAAAUGAAACUUGCUCAACCCAGAUACUGCACUCAUCUCACUGUUCUUCAACUUCCUGAACUAUACCUUGCCUCCUUACAGAGGAUUGAGCUUAAUGCUUCUGUCCAGGGCAUGGGGAGGCAUGGGGAGACUUCUCUCCAGGGCAUGGACACUUGACUGUCCAUGCUUCUCUCAGCAGCUGCCUGAAACCACAGAUAUCUCCCCCCAGUGCUUCACCAGAUGGAGGUCUGCUGCCUCCAGAAACCCCAUUCUGGCAAUAGCCCAACAAAAAUAAUGCCUACUGACUCUUCACGUGUACCUCCUGACUAGUCUUGCCCACUUCAAGCACAUGGGGAACUGUACUAGAAAUGUGUGCAGUUCUAUUUUCAGGUGAGAUAGGUGGCAUGGGCAGUUGAGCAGGGAGAUGUGACUUUGUAUAACGAAGUCCUUCUACUGUAUAGUGCCACAUAGGUGGUUGGUGGGAAGAGGGUGUGGUAACUCCCAAUAAAUUCCCUCUGAGGUAUGGUGUCCCAAUACAUGGGUCUUUGUCCUUCUCUCUUCCUUUCCUUCCCCCAGUCCAGCUGUGGAUGUUCCCUUCAAAACUCUCUCUGGUUUUCCCACUCCACAUUCUUCACUGCCCUCAAAGAAACAGUGCUGCUGUCUCUCUUCUGCCCAGUAACUCCAGGCAUAGCAGGCAGAGGGGAAGGAAGGGAGCUUUCCAGAGUGGAAAGAAGUUGGUAAUUCCAGUUCAUUCUCUCCACCCAACAUGACCUGAAGCUGUUUGCCUCAAGAACUACACAAGGCGAGCCCACCUCACCAGAGCAUGGAUAGAUUUUCUUUCAUUCAUCACAUAAUUCAGUCUAGCAAACACCUGCAGGCCACUCAUGGGCCAGUUUCAGCCCACUGUCAUAUUUUGGUUGAUCUUCAUGUUUUUAUCAUUCUUGAUUUUAAAAUUAGUUAUAUAGACAUUUGGGGGAUUUCACAUUUCAAAAAUCCACAUUUCUGGCUUACCUUAAAAAACAAAACAAUAGACCAAGGGUUAGGGCCAACAUUCCAACAAGGACACAAGCAGUUGACUCUGAGGAAGGCUUCAGCCCAUUUUAAACUCAGAAUGCCCUCUCAAGUGGGCCAUGCCCCCAGAUGGCCUGCCUCACUGUAGUAAAAUGCCCAGAUAUCCCCUGGAAGCAUUUGCAUUGGUCACUUUGGGGUUAGACCCAGGGGAAACUGCUAAGCUCCUCUUUGGCUUACUCUGACUGCCUUUGCUUUUUAAUUUAUUUGCUUUAUCUUCAUCUCACCAUUACUUACUUCAGGUGGGCUCUCAGCCAGUCAGUCUUCUAGACACAGGAACCUAUGGUAGUAAAUAAAAGAAACAAAUAAAAUAAUCUUACCCUCAUGGAACUUUCAUUGUAGUGUGGGAGAGAGUAGUCAAGAUAAAAGGAUAAAUUAUUUUCAAAAUGAUAAUGUUAAGUAGAGAAAUAAAGAAUGGGCUAUGGAAGUCCCAGGGAGGCUGAAGUUGGAUAGAUUAUGUACUAAGAGAGGGCUUCACUUAGAAGAUAGCUUUUGAGUAAAGGCCUAAAGACAAUAAGAGAACUGGCCCUGUGGCUGUCUGGGGAAGGAGCAUUCCAGGCAGAGGUACAGCAAAUGCUGAGCUCACAAGGCAGGAGUAGGACUGUCAUGUUCAAAUAACACUGAGGUUACCAGUGUGGCUGAAGCUGAAUGAGCAAGGUAGAUAAUAUCAGGAAGUGGUUUCAAAGAGGUGAGGGGAUCCCAAAACAGAUAGCUUAGAGUUUUGAAGGUCCUAGAAUGGAAUUUGGCUUUUCCAGUAAGCGUGGUAGGGAGUCAUUCUAGUAUUUCUACCAGAGGCUGGGUAUGAUUUGUUUUAUAUUUUUCACAGGAUCAUUCUGGAGACUCUGGAGUGUAAUCUGUUUGUGGUCAAGUUUGGGAAAAGGGAGAUCACAUAUACUAGUGAAACAGAAGAGCAACCUGAAAACAGAUUUACAUACAGGAAAUUUGAAUCAUAAUAGAGGUGGUAGUUCAGAUAAAUGAUAAAAAGACAUUUUAUUCAAUAAAUGAUGCUGCAUUAAUCUGUUUUCCAUAUGACAAAAAAUAAGCUUAAAUCCCUUCAUCACAUCCUACACACAAAUUCUUCAUGGAUAUAAAUGUUAUUACUUAAAUUUAGAAGGUAGUAUUUAUAAAACUUUUAGAAUAAGAAGUGAAUGUUCAGUUUUUUUCUUAUAGAAAUGGGAAAGAUUUAUUUUACAUGCAAAAAAUGCACAGUGAUGAAGGAAAAGUUUGAAACUUUUGAUUAUUUGAAGAUAUGGAUGCCCCUAAUAUCAAAAUCAUCAUAUUAAAAGUGGAGUCAGAGAGAUUAUGUUACAGACUGUGAUAUUUAAAGUGAAUUAAAUAAAAAUGUAUUCCUUGAGGAAAUAUUACAGCCUAUAGAAAACUUGGAAAACUAGGCAAUCACAAGUAGAUCACAGUCAAUAAACACACAUUUCCUUAAUCAGUUCCCCAUUAACUUAUUGUAUCUUGUCCAUAAUAAGGCAUCUGCUAACAUAAUAUAUAGUUUACUUAGUUAAUAUAUUUAUUGUUUCCCUACCAGAAUGUAAACCCUGAAAGUGCAUGAUUUUUCUUCCAUAAAAGAGUGCCUGGCAUACUGUAAGUGUGUAAUAAAUAUUUGUUAACUAUA
This is a messenger RNA of Bubalus bubalis (water buffalo), 4774 nucleotides long. Its product is annotated as spindlin-2. Gene Ontology annotation, cellular component: nucleoplasm; cytosol. Lineage: Eukaryota; Metazoa; Chordata; Mammalia; Artiodactyla; Bovidae. The transcript has 2 exons. The coding region runs from base 163 to 939 and encodes 258 amino acids. The record is from RefSeq and is a predicted model, not a curated record. Gene Ontology annotation, biological process: gamete generation; regulation of DNA-templated transcription.